AUGGUAUCGGAAUCUGGCGCGCCCCCAGGAAGAGCUAUGGAUAUGCGCCCUGCGGAGGGGGUUGGACAAGGGGGGGAGCGGGUGGAGCAAGCCCAGGAGCAGGAGGAGGCCCCGCAGACAGAGCCUGUAACACUGGCGGCACCACGGAUGGUUGCUGCUGAAGAGCCGGUUGAGGCUGGUGUUGCUGUACUGGGGGAGGUCGUACCAGGGGAGGAAGCAGAGGCGCUGGCGGCUGAUGGGACUGCCGCUGCCUCUGGCGACGGCUCAGCUUCGCCGGCUGCCAUGGACGCUGGGGCACCGCCACAGGCGGAGGAGCAGGAGCUAGCGGGUGAGCAGGGACGGACGGCGGACACAAUGGCGGCUGCGACACCGAUACCUGUGGCUGCAACUGCGGCUGCGUCGGCGGAGCGGCAGGCUCCGCCACCAGUGACAACAGGGACAGCGGCGGCUGCGACUGGGACGACGCCUGGGGACUUAGAGCAGGCGGAAGAAGCGACGACGACGGUGGGACCACCAGCGGCUGAAGUGCAACACGAGGACCAGCGCGUGGCGGGUGCUUUGGCGGCCGCUGCGUGCGCCAAAACGCCUGCCGCUGCCAAGGACGGAGAGACGCAGGAGCACGCCCAGGGGCACCGCGGCGGCUCGGAGCAACGCUGGCGCCUGGUCGCCCGGGACCCCUCCUGGGCUCGCUUCUGCAAGCGCAGUCGCCACAAGAGCAAGAGCGGUCAUCGUCAUCUGCGGUGA
Messenger RNA from Closterium sp. Naga37s-1, 744 nucleotides. NCBI's taxonomy places the organism in Eukaryota, Viridiplantae, Streptophyta, Zygnematophyceae, Desmidiales, Closteriaceae. The record is from the annotation of a GenBank genome assembly.